Molecule: messenger RNA, 1922 nt
Organism: Eutrema salsugineum
Lineage: Eukaryota; Viridiplantae; Streptophyta; Magnoliopsida; Brassicales; Brassicaceae
Product: O-fucosyltransferase 18
Cellular component (GO): cytoplasm; chloroplast
Source: RefSeq, a predicted model, not a curated record
UGAGUCGUGAUCCUUCGCUCCUCGUCUCUUUCUGGGAUCUCUCAGUAAUUUCUUUAGUUUAUGAUACAAAUCCCCAGAACUCGAGGAGCUAAAAUUAAGCUGUUUUUUCAUCUAAUUCAAAGACUCUACAAGAAUCGAUACCACAGUCUUCGGAAAAUUCGGGGUUUUAAAAUUUGUACCCGAUGAAGCGGCGAUGAAGGUCGUCGGAGAUAGAUGGAAAUUAGAUCGGAGAAUAUUCAGACGCGGAGCGAUUAUAAGCCUCCGAGUCAAGCAGUUCUCAAAACUCGGUUAAAAGUCUGGUUCGUCAGCGUCUGCUCAAGCAUUUUGAUUUGGACUUGCUUGAUUCAGCUCUUCGCCACCGACGAGCUUUGGCAUUCCCGGUUCUCCACCGGUUUAACCAAUCAGAUUUCCCGGUUUUCCUUCCCUGUCGAGCCAAUUCAACCGCCGUCUCCUCUUCCUCCCCGAAGAAAUUACACAAGCAAUGGGAUUCUACGUGUGUCCUGUAAUGGCGGUUUGAAUCAAAUGCGUGCAGCGAUCUGUGAUAUGGUGACUGUUGCUAGGCUAUUGAACUUGACUCUUGUUGUUCCUGAGCUUGAUAAGAAAUCAUUUUGGGCUGAUCCAAGGUAUAUGCUUUGUUUGGCUAGUUCUGAGAAAUCUCUUUUCAAUAUGCCAAACAUUUGUUUUUAUUACUAAUCUAAGCUUUCUUUCUUGCCAAUCUUCUGCAGUGACUUUGAGGACAUUUUCGAUAUAAAGCAUUUCAUUGAUUCAUUAAGAGAUGAAGUUCGGAUCUUAAGGAGGCUUCCCAAUCGGUAUAGCAACAAGUAUGGACACAAAUUGUUCGAAAUGCCCCCCGUGAGCUGGUCGAAUGACAAAUACUACUUGCAAAAGGUAUUGCCGCGAUUCAGGAAACAGAAAGUUAUACAUUUUAACAGGAGUGAUACACGACUAGCGAACAAUGGUCUUUCUCUCGAUCUCCAAAGGCUGAGAUGCCGUGUGAAUUUCCAAGGGCUGAAGUUCACUCCGCGGAUUGAGGCUUUGGGAUCAAAGCUAGUUCGGAUCCUCCAACAAAGAGGGCCUUUUGUGGCUUUGCAUUUGAGAUAUGAGAUGGACAUGUUGGCUUUCUCUGGUUGCAAUCAUGGCUGCACCGAGGAAGAAGCUGAAGAACUCAAAAAGAUGAGGUAUGCAUAUCCUUGGUAAAGAGAGAAAGAGAUAGUCUCUGAGGAGAGAAGGGUGCAAGGGAUGUGUCCAUUGACACCCGAAGAGGCAGUUUUGGUCCUAAAAGCAUUAGGGUUUCAAAAGGAUACACAGGUUUACAUUGCAGCUAGUGAGAUUUACAGUGGUGCGAGGAGAUUAGCCCUUCUAAAAGAAUCAUUUCCAAGAAUUGUGAAAAAGGAAAUGCUGCUAGAUCCAACGGAAUUGCAACAGUUUCAAAACCAUUCAUCUCAAAUGGCAGCUCUAGAUUUCAUUGUAUCAGUAGCCAGCAACACUUUUAUUCCUACCUACUAUGGAAACAUGGCAAAGGUUGUUGAAGGUCAUCGAAGAUAUCUCGGGUUUAAGAAAACAAUCCUACUAAACCGGAAGAGACUUGUGGAGCUUUUGGACUUGCAUAAUAACAAGACGAUCUCUUGGGAUCAGUUUGCAGUAUCUGUCAAGGAGGCUCAUGAGGGAAGACGGAUGGGAGAACCAACUCAUCGGAAAGUAAUCUCUAAUAAACCUAAGGAAGAAGAUUACUUCUAUGCCAAUCCUCAUGAAUGUAUCAGUGAAAAUCCACUUUAACAAAGUGAAGGCUCCUGUUUUUUGUUUAAAGCAUAUAGAUCACUAACUACUAGAGUAGGAUCUAAUUAGCUAUCAUCUCUGAGUUUUUUCUUUCUUUGUUUAUAGACCUUUUUUCGUUUCUGUAAAGUAAAAGAUGUAAUUAAAAG